Molecule: messenger RNA, 1043 nt
Organism: Achroia grisella
Lineage: Eukaryota; Metazoa; Arthropoda; Insecta; Lepidoptera; Pyralidae
Gene: Nurf-38
Exons: 4
Biological process (GO): phosphate-containing compound metabolic process
Cellular component (GO): cytoplasm
Molecular function (GO): inorganic diphosphate phosphatase activity; magnesium ion binding
Source: RefSeq, a predicted model, not a curated record
GGUAAAUGUCAAAAUUGUCAAAAGCUACAAUGUCAGUAUCACGUUGCGCAUUAACGUAUUCGUGGUUAUCCACAACUGCGAAGCGAUUGUAUUCAGUAGGCAGUACAGAAGUUGGUUUUAGUGCUAAGUGUCGUAGAUACGCGGCGUCAACUGCACCGUCUCACCAGAGCAGGACUCGAGUCAACAUGUACACCGCCGAAGAGAGAGGAUCAGAGUACACACCGGAUUACCGGGUAUACUUCAGGGACGAGCGCGGGCCGAUCUCUCCGCUGCACGACGUGCCGCUGUGGGCGGACCGCGAGCGGCGGCUCGUGAACAUGGUGGUGGAGGUCCCGCGCUGGUCCAACGCCAAGAUGGAGAUCAGCCUCGGCGAGCCGCUCAACCCCAUCAAGCAGGACGUCAAGAAGGGCGCGCUGCGCUUCGUGCACAACGUGUUCCCGCACCACGGCUACAUCUGGAACUACGGCGCGCUGCCGCAGACCUGGGAGAACCCGCAGCACGUGGACGCGGCCACGCAGGCGCGCGGGGACAACGACCCCGUCGACGUGAUCGAGAUCGGCGAGCGCGUGGCCGCGCGCGGCGACGUCUACCCGGUCAAGGUGCUCGGCACGCUGGCGCUCAUCGACGAGGGCGAGACCGACUGGAAGCUGGUGGCCGUGGACGCGCGCGACCCGGCCGCCUCGCAGCUGAACGACGUGGCCGACGUCGAGCGCCUGUUCCCGGGGCUGCUGCGCGCCACCGUCGAGUGGUUCCGGCUCUACAAGGUGCCCGACGGCAAGCCCGUCAACAAGUUCGCCUUCGACGGCGAGGCCAAGGACAAGGAGUUCGCCUACAAGGUCAUAGACGAGGUGCACGAGUUCUGGCGUUCAUUGGUGAAGGGUGAGGUGUCCCACGCCACGGAUAUCAACAAGACCAACGUGACGGUGGACGGCAGCCCCGGGCGGAUCGAGCGCCCCGCCGCCGCCGCGCUGCUGGCGGCCGCGCCCGCGCGGGGGGCGCCCGCCGCCGCGCCGCCCACAGGUACGACCCCCCGACAGGGACCA